This is a messenger RNA of Pogonomyrmex barbatus (red harvester ant), 2856 nucleotides long. RefSeq names its product Carnitine palmitoyltransferase 2 (gene CPT2). Gene Ontology annotation, cellular component: mitochondrion. NCBI's taxonomy places the organism in Eukaryota, Metazoa, Arthropoda, Insecta, Hymenoptera, Formicidae. The record is from RefSeq and is a predicted model, not a curated record. Gene Ontology annotation, biological process: fatty acid beta-oxidation. Gene Ontology annotation, molecular function: carnitine O-palmitoyltransferase activity.
AAUCAGGACAAAAAAAGAAACAAAGAUUUUUUUGGUUCUGAUUGAAUCAAUUAAAUGCUACUCUAUUCAUCGAGUGGAAUUUUUGAAUAUAGCCUGGGAUUAUACGGUGGAAUAGAAUUGGAGUAGAACACUUGCACUCAAAUUCUGCUUUCACAAUUUUCACUGUGCCUUCUCUUUCGACGAUUGGUCCUUCACUAAGCCACUAGAAGAAGAAAACUUUAGUCCUGACGUAGUUCAACAUCAUUUAUAUUCUUAUAUGGACAAUAUUUUUACUCUAACUGUGUAGCAAUUGUACAGUGUAAGACAGGGAAGAUUGUUAUUGUGUUUGUCAUCUUGAAACACUGUGUAUGUGUACGCCAGUGUAUAGAGACGUCUUGUCUUCUUUUUAUUGAAUCUAAUUUUAUAUAUUUUUUUUUCUAUUGCGUUUUUACGAAAAUAAAUUAGAAAUAAAAGCAUAGAAUCACGGGAUGUUCAUCUUAACAAAAAGCGGAUUACGAAAAUUUAUGAAGUACUAUGGCUUUGUAUGAUACCAUAGAAUAUCAAUACAUGCAAAUUAGUAAAAUUCCGACGUUGCAUUUUCAACCAUCCCUGCCACGUUUGCCAAUACCCAAGCUUGAAGAUACAUGCAAAAGGUAUCUGAAUGCACAGAAACCUCUGUUGAAUAAUGAAGAAUUGCAAAAUACGUCAUCCUGCAUCUCGAAAUUUCUUGCCAAUGAGGGACAGGGUUUGCAAAAACUAUUGCUCCAAAAUAAUGCUGAGAAUCCUCAUACCAGUUACAUCAGUGAGCCAUGGUUUGAGAUGUAUUUGCAAGAUCGCAAACCUCUGCCAAUCAAUUACAAUCCUUUCCUAGUUUUUAUACCAGAAUCUGAUCCUAAGUAUGAUGUACAAUUGGUAAAAGCAACGAAUCUUGUAAUAUCAUCAUUGAGAUUUUUUAAGUCCCUCAAGAAUAAUGUUCUAGAGCCAGAGAUAUUUCACAUGAAACCUGAGAAAUCAGAUACUCAAUUAUUCCGCAAUGUCACAAGACUGAUUCCAUCUCGCUUUAGCUGGUAUGGUGCUUAUUUAUUUAAGGCUUUUCCAUUAGAUAUGUCCCAAUAUAAAAAUCUAUUCAAUACAACUAGAAUACCGGAAUUAGAAAAAGAUAUAAUUUUUCACGAUCCCUUAGCGAAACACUUGGUUAUCAUGAGGAGAGGUCAUUUUUAUGCAUUUGAUGUUAUGGAUGCAAAUGACUCUAUUUAUAGUCCUAAAAAGAUAGCUGCAUGCUUAAAGACUAUUUUAGAAGAUAAUAGACCACCAAACAAACAUCCCGUAGGUGUUCUUACAUCGUUAGAAAGGAAUCAAUGGGCACGAGCACGUUCACAUUUAAUCGAAACAGGGAAUCAGGAAAUUCUCCAGAAAAUCGAUUCAGCUUUAUUUGUAAUGAUCUUAGAUGACGAAGUUAUCGGUACCGAUCAACACAAAUUAAUAAGAAAGUAUUUACAUUCAGACGGUACCAAUCGUUGGUUUGACAAGUCAUUUUCCGUCAUUGUUUCUAAGGAUGGCUACGGUGGAAUUAACUUUGAGCAUUCAUGGGGUGAUGGUGUCGCGGUACUCAGAUAUUUCCAAGAUGUAAAAGCUGAUAUAUCGAAGAAACCUAGAUUUCAUCCUAACGAAGUGGAUGAACUCUCUAAUGAAAGCGUGAACGUAGAGAGAUUACAAUUUUCUAUAGACACGAAGAGCGAAAGUAUUAUCAAUCAGCAAAUAACAGAUUAUCAGGAGUGGGUGAAUCGGCUGUAUGUUGAUUUUAUGAUUUACGAAGAGUUCGGUAAGGAUCAGUGCAAGAAGCUCGGGGUAAGUCCGGAUGCCGUGAUGCAACUGGCAUUCCAGUUGGCAUUGUACAUUCUAGAAGGCAAAUCAGUAUCAACUUAUGAAUCUUGCAGCACAGCUGCAUAUAAACACGGCAGGACAGAAACUAUCAGACCAUGUACACUAGAAACUAAAGCAAUCUGCGUCGCUAUGACUCAAAAACAAAUUGAGCUUUCUAAAUCAGAAUUAAAAAGAAUGAUACUUGAUUGUAGUAAAGCACAUAACGUGCUUACAAAAGAGGCCGUAAUGGGUCAAGGAUUCGACAGGCAUCUAUUUGUUUUGAAAAAAAUUUCAGAAAAAUCAGGUCCCGUUAAACCAACCAUUUUUCAAGACCCAGCAUACGAUGCUUUAAAUCAUAAUAUAUUAUCUACAUCCACCUUAUCAAGUCCGGUUGUAAUGGCUGGUGGAUUUGGGCCAGUAGUAUCUGAUGGGUAUGGAAUUGGAUAUAUGAUCCAAGAUAAACGUUUGGGUGCAGUUGUAACAAGUUACAAUGGUAGUCGUAAUGCCAAUCAAUAUGUACAAGCAUUAGCACACGCGUUCAAGAGCAUUCAUGAUGUGUUACAUACAUAGUACAGGAAUGACAGUUACGCAAUAUUUGUCAGACAUAUUUAGUUACAUUUUGAUUUGGAUUUUUACCGAGAUUAUUGAUAGCGCUAUUAUAUAUACAGGGUGUCCCAUAAUUCUUAAUUAAUAUUUCAAGGGGUGAAAGAGGAUGGAAUUUUGAACUAAAAGUUCCUUUCCCAAUUUUGACUCAGAUCAUUAUUUACCGAGUUAUUAACGAUUAAAGUUGAUCAAUCAGAUUGCGCCCAGCCGGAGUACGUAGAAGCAUAGCGAGCUGUGAGGCCUAUCGUGCUUUCUGUACAUUCUCCCGAUUAAAAUUUUUUUUCUAAUUUUUUAUAUUAAUAAAUAAAUGAGUAAAUAAAUAAAUAAGUAGAUAAAUAAAUAAAUGAGAAAAGUUAUAGUUGGAAAUUUAUCCAAUUUCUGAUUGUUUUUUUAAUAUUAUUUAUUUGUUUA